GGUGGGUGGGUGGGGAUUGUCGCCGCUGCGCCGCCGCCGCCGUCGUCGGGAUGGAAACAGACGGAAAUGAAUAAUGACCAUAGUUGAUAAAGUUUCAGAGACCUCAAACAUUGCAUCUUGCAAGAAUCGGACCUGCAGCUCUGUGGCACCUUUCUCUGGACUAGUCAAAGAGAAAAUCAUGGAGUCUGGGUCAGCAGGUUGGGUUGCCACAUCUCCUGUUACAGAAGUAACAAAGAAUAAAAUGUCUUUAGGAUCCAUACCUGGAGCAGCAUUGUAUUCCAGUGCAGUGUGUGUGCAAGAGAAACCCAAGCAGCCAGUACAGAAAGAUCAAAGUGUGAUGGGCAUUGGCGAUGGAAUUGCACCCCCACAGAAAAUACUAUUUCCAGCAGAGAAAAUAUCCUUGAAGUGGCAGCAAAUGCAUAAAAUAGGAGCUGGCCUCCAAAACCUAGGCAACACCUGCUUCCUAAACUCCGCACUACAGUGUUUGACCUACACGCCACCUCUUGCAAACUACAUGCUGUCUCGCGAACACUCAAGAACAUGUAAUGAGCAAGGAUUCUGUAUGAUGUGUACGAUGCAGACUCAUAUUACUCAAGUCUUUUCCAGCUCUGGAAAUGUCAUCAAACCUAUGGCUGUCAUUAAUGACCUCCGACGAAUAGCAAAACAUUUUCGAUUUGGAAACCAGGAAGAUGCCCAUGAAUUUCUGCGCUACACUGUUGAUGCUCUCCAGAAAGCAUGCUUAAAUGGAAGCAACAAAUUAGAUCGACAAACUCAAGCUACUACGCUGAUUUAUCAGAUUUUUGGAGGUUACCUGAGGUCAAGAGUAAAAUGUUUGAACUGCAAGGGAGUUUCUGACACAUAUGACCCAUAUCUGGAUAUUGCCCUGGAAAUAAAGACCGCACCAAACAUCACAAAAGCCCUAGAACAGUUUGUAAAGCCUGAACAGCUGGAUGGUGAAAAUGCUUACAAAUGCACCAAGUGCAAGAAAAUGGUACCAGCUUCUAAGCGAUUCACGAUUCACCGACCAUCAAAUGUGUUGACACUCUCUCUAAAACGCUUUGCUAACUUUACUGGUGGAAAGAUUACAAAGGAUGUGAGGUACUCUGAAUUUCUGGAUGUUCGACCCUAUAUGUCUCAGUCAAGUGGAGAGCCAGUAGUGUAUGUACUAUAUGCAGUACUUGUACAUUCAGGGUUCAGCUGCCAUGCUGGGCAUUACUACUGCUACAUAAAGGCCAGUAACGGGCAGUGGUACCAGAUGAACGAUUCGAUUGUAUCCUCAAGUGACAUCAGAUCGGUGUUAAACCAACAGGCCUAUGUACUGUUUUAUAUCAGAUCUCAUGACUCAAAAAAUGGAGCAGAACAUUCUCACCCUCAUUUAGGCCAGUCAUCUCCAAGACCACCUGUUAGUCAGCGAUUAACUGCUAACCAAACUGGUUUUAUUGGACCACAGCUUCCACCACACGUGACCAAGAACUCAAACCACUUAACGAAUGGAAACUGCUCAGUGAAGGAGGUUCCCAGCAGCGCAGUCCCGAGCACGAGCAGCACAAGUGGUAUCAGGAACAUUUCUACUCCUUCCGGGUCCCCUCAGAGUCGGUCGCUGCCCAGACCAUCAGUGAUUCCUGAACCUUCCAAACGGCAGAAGCUGUCCUUCAGUAUACAGACUCCUAAGCAGGGGACAAGGCAAGGCCAGAAUCAGACCAGCCUUCAUACUAGUCCACUGGAGAAUUUGUACAAACCUAGUGUAUCCCAUACUAAUGUGUCUCAGUCUACCUCAGGAACUCUACCAACAUCAACUCCAGCAAAAUCAGCUCCAGCAACUUCAAUUCCACCAUCAUCUGCUGCGUCCACAUCUACUGCUUCUGCCUCCACAUCUUCUGUUGCUGAAGCCUCCACAUCUUCUGCAGCCUCCACAUCUUCUGCUGCUGAAGCCGCCACAGCUUCCACAUCUCCUGCAGCUUCCACAUCUGCCACAGCUUCCACAUCUACUGCUGCUGAAGCCUCCACAUCUGCCAUAGUCUCCACAUCUACUACCGCCACAGCCUCCAGGUCUGCCACUGCCUCUACAUCUGCUGUUGCUGCCUCCACAUCUGCUGCAGCGCCUAAGCCAGUAACAUCCAACUCUUCUCACUUAAUGGUGAAUGGUCAGUCAAAAGGAUCUUCUGGAUCCGCUAGUUCUUUAGUCCCUUAUAAUGAGGAAUCUUCAGAAGAAUCCGACGAGGAACCUAAAGGCUUGGUUAAGGAAAAUGGUUAUGUGAAGACUGUGAACGGAACGGUUAAUGGAACUGGAUCCAGUGUACAUCUCAAACCAAUCUCUACAUAUAUAGAUGCUAAAGAUGAAAAUUUCCAUUCUGAGACAGUCGGAGCAAAAAAUAAUGCAGUUAGGAGAAUGGGAGAUCAUGGAAAGAAUCGUCAGAUGUGUGAAUCCAUUGUUUCUCCAGUCCAGUCUAUGAAUUGUUCUGCAAAUGGUUUGUCUACUAUAACAGGAUCACAUACUAAUGAAGCUUGUCCUGUUUCACUGCGUGCAAACACUAAAAAGAUACUGCAGAAUUGUUCAGCAGGCUGCGCAAAACAAGAGAGCUGCACUAAACAAGAAAUCCGGGCAAAUGUGAAUGAAAACCACUUGCUGAUGCAUGCAAAGGCACCUUCUGCAGUGAAUCAUUGUGGUGGUGGUGGUGAUGCGGAUACAGUCCGUGUACAUACAGUUGAGAAACAAGCAAACCUGCCAGUCUGUCCACUAAAAGAAGUCACUGAUGCUCUAUCUGUACCAUCCACACCUGGUCCCAUUCAAAAAAAGAAUUGUGAAAGUAAAAGCAGAAAUAAUGAAGAGUCCCAUCUUGUUAGCAGCAAUCCUAGCAGGCAAAGUCUUGUUACUAAUGUAAAGAUAAAAUUAGAAAAUAAUGAUAUUGAGAAGCCAAAAGAAGAAAGAUUAAAUCCUAGUCAGGUUAGGGAGUUGGUACCGAUUGUUGACCAUGAGACUAAUGGACACAAUGGUCAGAAAAUAGAGAGAUUUGAUCAGGAAAAAAGUGCAUUAUCAGUAAUUGAAGAUGUCAGCAGUGCUCAUCAAACUAAUGCUGACAAGGUGGAAACUUUGGAAAGAGAAAGCCAACCUAGUGUGCAGCAGUCUCCUGCUAAGGAAAAGACCAGACAAGCCAGUGAAAACAAGUCAUCAGAAAAGGAUGAGCUUUGCAUUGAAAAACUUGAAUCUGGCAUUAGAGAAAGGAACAAUCAAAACAAAAGUAGGAAGGCUGAUGAAAAUGGUCGACUUCUUGACCGUGAUCAAUAUCCAGGAAGGGAGGGAAUCAGUCAAGUUAGACAGAGGAUGUCAGAGCAGCAGACCACUGACCUAGCCAAAUUGCCCGUUGAGGAAAGUUCUAAUCAAGAUCAAAACAAAAUUUCAGAAAAUUACGGCACGGGCAGAGAUUUAAUUCUGCCUGCAAAUAGGGGUAAGGCUGGUCAAGAAGAAAACCGAUUUCAAGAGGAGAGCUCUCCUAUUGUCCAAAAAAAAUUGGAAAGUAAGGAAAAGACUAAUGCGGUCAAUAGUAGAAUUUUACAAAAUGAUAAAAGUGAUUCCAAUUAUAGGCACAGAUCUAGAGAACACAAGGAUAGCCGAUGGUCUCAAACUGAAAGGGAGCCUGAAAAACCAGCAAACCAUAACUACAGCAGUCGAGCCUAUAAACAAGAAUAUUAUCAGGAGAAACGAAUUGACAAAUAUAAAGCUAGAGAUAAUGGACAUCCAGUCGAGGAUGGAAAGGGCUACCGGCGCUCAAAGCUUGACUCACAGUCAUUUAAUCAUUCUCAUCGUCGUGAAGACAAGAUCUCCAGAGAAAAGCAACAUACUUUGGACUUUAGUGGAAGGACUUUGAAUAAGGAGAUUAACCACAGUUGUCAAGAAAGAAAAUGGGAGCGGAAGAGGAAACAUAGCAGCAGUGAGAAUGGUGAAAGUGACGUCGACAAGAAACGCAAAAAACUCUUGUGUGAUCCAUCUUUGGAGGAGCGAAGGAUAAAAAAGCAUAAGAAAUCAAAGAAGAAGAAGGCAUCAAAAGACAAACGCAGAGAAAGGGACCACAAGCAUCAGUCUUUGGACUCAUCCGAAGUAAACUCUGAAGCUGAUGAAAGGAAACGUAGGAAAAAGAAGAAAAAGAAGAAGAAAAGGCAUCACAAUGACAAAGACGUCCAUUACCAUUCCAGAAAGCACCAGGAGAUUCCAUCAGCUAACAAGAAGAGUGAUAUCCUAAGCGAUUCUGAAAGGAUUCACAAGUCCACUCGAAGCCUUUGUUCUGAAGAUCGGAUAAUGCACAGUCACAAACAACAAGCAUAUGAAGAGAACAAGGUGUCACCGAAAGCAAAAUUUGGGCAUUUGGACACCAAGCAAAACAGUUGCUACGUAGACUAUGUCCACAGCAAAGAAGAAACGUUGAAUGUGCAUAAUGGAAAUUCAAAUCGGCAUCUUGUGAACUGUGUUGGAUCGGGCUCUCUCACUGUACACCAGAGUGACUGGUCCAGGCUGAGGCUAGAAAAUGGCAGUGACCAACAUAAACCGAUUUCAAAGCAGGAUAAAGAACACUUCCGAGAAAGGCAUUAUUCGCACAAUUACAACAAGGAAUACAGUGAAAAGGACAGCAGACGAGACUUGACGAGUGGUAGUUCUUUCAGAGAUUCGACAAGAUGGAAGACUGGUGAAAAGAGACAUGAAGAACAGAAGGCCCACUAAGCCUACCAGUAGUAGAGACCUUAGUUGCAAAUGCAAAACAGUGGAAUAAACCAGCUGUAUGCAGCAAAAAAACAUGAAAAGCUUCAAAGAAUUCACACUCCUGGAUCCAGAAUGUGGUGCUUUAUUCCUUUAAAUACUGUACAGAAUUUUACCAUCUGGGUGGGUGGGAGAACUUUAGUUUUUUGGGGGAAUUUUUUUUUAUUUACACAUUUAGUGAAAAAUCCAAAUGGAUUGUUUGUUUCUGUUCCUUGUUGAACACUGUACAAAUACUGUAUAAAUAACUGUAAUAUAUAAAUGGUCACCCUGGAAUUUUUUUAAAGACUCGAAUGCUGCUCAGCCACAGACUCAGGUUUGAUUACUACUCAUGUGUUAUGUGUAAAUUUUUAGUGGUUAAAUUUCGGGUGCAAACUGGUGCAAAAAAAGAGGAGGACCAGGAAAUGGCUUUUUUUUGGAAUGCAGGAAUAGUGCAACAGACUGUGAAAUCAAUGGUUUGUUUCAAAUGAACCAAGCACUAGAUUUUAUUUUAUGAACCCAAAGUUUUUUUUUCACGAACAACAGUCAUAGAAGAUAGAAACAGAAUAGUUUAGAUUUAUGGGGGGAAAAAUCUCAAGUGACUUAUUUGUAUUGGGAUGCUGUCUGAAACUAGAAACAAAAUCAUUUUAACUGCUUUUUAAAAAAAAAAAAUGCCUGAAAAAGAAAACUUAAAAAAACAUAAACCUAAAGUAUUGAGCAUGUAUUCAAGAUCGAGAUUAAUUUUAACGGAAUAUUGACUUGAGUUACAAAUACUUCAUUUGUUUAAUUUUAAAUUCCUUGUUAUAAUUUGUGCAACAUAAGGGCUUGGAAACGAGAUUUUCUUUCACUCUCACAAUUACAUAUUGGAAAUUACUUUGUAUUCAGAGUAUGCUUUGUACAAUUUAAUUUCUUUUAAGGUGCUCCUAUUGUAAUAACAUACGAUUAGUACAUUAGGGGAAAGAAUUACUUAAACCCCCAAAAACUCUGCAACGUUGCUAUAUUGUUAAUUGAAUCAAAUCCCCACUUUAGUACGAUGGUGAAGAAAUACAGCAUAAGCUUAAGCUGCCAAGAUGUGAUCUCGAAUGUGUUCCUUUUUUGUGUAUCGGUGCUUCCUACCCUCUUGUGGAUCACAACACAGUCACUUUAAAGUUUCUAGUUGCAGACAGAAGCGGAUCCUGUGAAUUGUAUUAAUACUGAGACACUGUCAAACUGUGAUGCCAGCUAUUUCAACUUUGGUCCUGUAUCAGGAAAACAAGUCAAAUGUAAUCUGUGAUUCUUAUGAAAGUGUGUGUGGUUCAGAGCUGUAUUGAAGUACGUUUUACUUUAAUUGGUCAACGGACAUUUCGGAUGGAACUGCCAUCUGCCCAUAUUGUACUGUAGCAUGUGAAAUUUGUAGAAUGUACAAACAUGAAGUAAAGCCGAAAAGAAAUAUGUAUAA
Molecule: messenger RNA, 6164 nt
Organism: Callorhinchus milii (elephant shark)
Lineage: Eukaryota; Metazoa; Chordata; Chondrichthyes; Chimaeriformes; Callorhinchidae
Gene: usp42
Product: ubiquitin specific peptidase 42
Exons: 20
Coding region: 74-4714 (1546 amino acids)
Biological process (GO): regulation of apoptotic process; protein deubiquitination
Cellular component (GO): cytosol; nucleus
Molecular function (GO): cysteine-type endopeptidase activity; cysteine-type deubiquitinase activity
Source: RefSeq, a predicted model, not a curated record